UUUCUCUUUCGAUUUCUCCCGCCCUUCGCACUACUUUGCCCGGGAUUUUCCAGCCCGCGGCUUGCAUUCUCCCAACCAGACCGGGGCUCUUCGAGAGACGAGAGAGGCGGAAAAAGACGGGAUUGGCCUUUCGCCUCCGCCAAUCAUCGCCCUAACGACCCAGAAGCUCACCCAGCGGCGAAUGUAACUCAAGAGCUCGGGAAGCGCCCGCGGGGGACACUUUUCCCGGGAGAAGCCAAAGUGGCUGCUGCCUUUCGUCGCCUCUGCGAUUCGCCCGCCUUGCUCUUUCUAGGGAUGAGGGGGCUGCUCCGAGGCUCCGUUUCCACCUGCGGGGUGAUCCUGACCGUCGCCAUCCUGUACUGCUGCGCUAACAGAGCAGCUGCUUCAGAUAACAAUCUUUUCACCAUCCGGCAUGAAAAUUCUAAUAAGUGCAUCCAAGUUAAAAGCCAGCACCUAAUAUUAGGAAAUUGUGAGGAGACAGACGAGAGCUUAUGGACCUGGGUCUCUCAACAUCGCCUUUUUAAUUUGGCAUCCCAAAAAUGCCUUGGACUAGAGACUGUAAAGUCUACAAAUACCUUAAAAAUGUUUGCUUGUGACUCGGAACUCAAUCUGUGGUGGCGCUGUGUUGGUGAUUCCAUCCUCUCCACAUCUCAGAAUAAACUAGCAUUAAAGAAUGGAAUCCUCACUGUAAGCCUAAACUCUUCUGAUGCUUGGAGAAGAAGCAAUUCCAGCGAUACGAUUUGUAAAUUUCCAUAUAGUGAAAGUUAUACCAGGGAUGGGAAUGCCUAUGGAAAACCUUGUGAAUUUCCUUUCCUACAUAAUAAUACAUGGUAUCAUGAUUGCAUUUACAAUGAGAAAUAUCCAGGAAGUAAAUGGUGUUCCGUAACCACUUACUUCAAUCAAGAUGAACAAUGGGGCUUCUGCUUAAAAAGAGAGGAUGGCUGUCAGAAUACAUGGGAACAGUUUAAAGAUUCUGGAAAUUGUUACCAGUUAAACACACAGGCUGCCCUUUCUUGGAAAGCAGCAUACCUCUCAUGUAAGAAGCAAGGGAGUGAUUUGGUCAGCAUCACAAGUGCAUCGGAGUUAAAUUAUAUCAGAGCUAAAGAUGGUAUUGCAGAAAUAUUUUGGAUUGGAUUAAAUCAGUUGGACGUUUCUGGAGGCUGGCAUUGGUCAGAUCAUAAUCCAUUGAACUUCGUGAACUGGAAUUCAGAAAUGCAGGAUGUAUCUCCACUAGACGGAAAUGAUUGUGCAGCUAUGAAUGCUGACACAGGUGAUUGGAAGAGUUAUCCCUGUGACACUCCACUUCCUUAUGUCUGCAAGAAACAAGUUAAUGACAGUCAACUGGAUUUCCCAGAUAUUCAGAACAAUGUUGAGACUCAGUGUGAAUCUGGCUGGUACGCGAACAAUGGAUUUUGCUACAUGCUAAAGAACAACAUUGCUUCGUGGAAUGAUUCCUAUCAGUUAUGCAGUGAACUCAAUAGUAGCCUGAUCAGUAUACAUUCCUUAGCAGAUGUUGAAUUUGUCAUUACAAAACUCCAUAAUGAUACAAAAGACAAAAUAUGGAUAGGAUUAAUGAAUAAAGAGAUUCCAGCCUUUUUUAAGUGGUCAGAUGAUUCCAAAGUAAUAUUUACAUACUGGGAUCAGAAUGAGCCAAGGGUUUCCUUCAAAAGCUUUCCAAACUGUGUCUCCUAUUCUGGAAAGUUUGGCCUAUGGAACAUCCUACCUUGUAACAAUAAACUUAAGUUUGUGUGUAUGAAAAAAGGAAAAGUUUUAGAGGAACCAAAAUCUGAUAAAGCUUGUUCCCCAAGUAAGGAAUGGAAGAAACAUGGAGAUUAUUGCUAUAGGAUUGACAAGAAUGAAGUCGUCUUUGGAAGUGUGUGCAAUCUUACUAUAGCAAACAGAUUUGAACAAGAAUUUAUAAAUAAUUUAAUCACAAUGCAUAAUAAACUUGAAGAAAAAUAUUUCUGGACUGGCUUGCAAGAUAUCAGCUCAUCAGGAGAGUAUAAAUGGGGAAGUGUGGAUGGAAAUAAUGAACUACUAACAUACACAAAUUGGGGUUCCUUUCAACCAGGAAUCCGUGGAGGAUGUGUGGCAAUGUCAAAUGGAAGAUAUCUUGGAAAGUGGGAAGUCAAGGAUUGCCAAACAUUUAAAGCUUAUUCCAUUUGCAAGAAAUACAUUGGACCAAAGAGAGAAACAGAGAUAAUGCCAAAAAUCACUGACCCUUGCCCACAAGGGUGGUCAAGGGGUUCAGGUCUUUCUUGUUACAAGUUUUUUCAUAAGGAAAGAGUGCUGAGAACCAGAACUUGGGAAGAAGCUGAGAGAUUCUGUGAAGCUCUUGGAGGACAUCUUCCUAGUUUCAGCAACUCAGAAGAAAUUAGGGAACUCCAUACAAUACUGAGGGAGAUCAUCAGUGAUGACAGAUGGGUCUGGAUUGGGCUAAAUAAGAGGAAUCCUGAUCUUCUGGGUUCAUGGCAAUGGAGUGACAAUAAGCCGAUCUCUUCUGUUGUUAUGCCUCUGGAAUUUAGAGAAGAUGACUAUGAUCUUCGAGAUUGCGCAGCUGUCAAGACCCUCGGACGAAGACGUCGGCCGCUGUAUCAUAUGUACCUAUUUGAAGAUAGAGAAGAGGAUUUCUACUUAAAACCUUUCCAUUGUGAUGUACAACUUGAAUGGGUAUGCCAGAUCCCUAAAGGUAGUACUCCAAAGAGACCUGAAUGGUACAAACCAGAUGAAGAAGGAAUUCAUGGGCCAACACUGAAUAUUGAUGGGUCAGAAUUCUGGUUCGUGGCAAAUAAGCAUCUGAGCUAUCAAGAAGCUUCCUUGUAUUGUUUGGAGAAUGGAAGUGAUUUGGCUUAUGUGACCACCUUCACUGCUCUGAAUGGCAUUCUAAACACAAUUUUAAAAUUAUCGGACGAGAAUCAGAACUGGUGGUUCAAAUACAAAAUUCCAGCAAUUCACUAUCGUUUGCCCUUUUUAGCACACUAUUUUGAACACCACCCCAGAAAAUGUUGGCAUAUCUCUUAUCAAUCCUGGUUAAGAGGCAGUUCAUUAGGUUGCAGUACAAAACUGCCUUUCAUUUGUGAGAAAUACAAUGCAUCAUUAUUGGAGACAGGCGAACCAGGCUAUAAACCAAGUGAGGAAAGCUGCCCUGAAAAUUGGAUUUUUUUCCUAAAUAAGUGUUAUCGAAAGGUGACCCCUCGGAGCAUGACAUUUCAAAAAGCAAAUGAAUACUGUCAAUCUGUAGGAGGAAUCCUUCCUUCAAUCAAAAGCCAGCUUGAACAAGACUUUAUAACAUCCUUACUCCCUGGUCUGCCCCCAAAGAUUUGGAUUGGUUUACGUUCCCAAAUACAUAUGCAUGUAAACAAGUGGACUGAUGACAGUGAUUUAGAUUAUGUCAAUUUCCAUCCUUUGCUUCAAGGAAGGCUAAAAAAAAUUCAGUUUCAUGUAUUUAAUGAGGAAGAGAGUAACCAGUGUGGUGUUUUGCUCAAUAAUCCCAAAGCUUAUCUAGGAACUUGGAAUUUUACUUCUUGUCUUGAUACUUUGCCUUUGGCCAUAUGUCAGAAGGAUCCAGAUUCUGUAAAAAACCAGACAAUACAAGUUCCUGAACGUACCAUGAAAUAUCUAAAUGUGACCUAUACCAUAAUUCCGAAGACGUUGACGUGGUUUGAUGCCCAGGAAGAAUGCCUGAAGAGCAAUAUGAGGCUGGUUAGCAUUACAGAACAAUAUCAACAGGCAUUUCUUGCUUCUCAGGUGGCUCUCCAUAAUCACUCGCUCUGGAUUGGGCUCACUAGCAAUGAUGAUGGAAUACAUUAUCACUGGUCAGAUGAAAAACACAUUAGUUUCAGUCGUUGGUCUGAAGAAGGCAAAGAUUUGCUUGGUGACUGUGUGUAUUUGGACACAGAUGGAUUUUGGAAAACAUCUGAAUGUUAUACAGAAAAACCAGGAGCAGUUUGUUACUUACCCGGAAAUGAUACUGAAACCCAAGAAGCAUAUCCUGGAUCAAUUAAAUGCCCACACCAGGUUAAGAAUAUGCCAUGGAUAGCAUAUCAAAACAGUUGUUACACAUUUUUAAUACCACAAAAUAGAUGGAGAGGAUUGAAAGCAGUUGAAGCUAAACAUACAUGCAUGAAAAUGAAUUCAAAUGCAUCUCUUUUGAGUAUCAGGGAUGAAGAUGAAAAUGAUUUUAUUCUUGAACAGUUUCAGUCUUUCAGUGGCUUUGUUCAGUGGAUGUGGUUGGGUUUGACUCAUGACACUGACGGUAACCUGAAGUGGUAUGAUGACACAUACGUGUCCUACAACAACUGGAGAAAUGGGCGGCCUAACAUCAAGAGUAACUUCUUUCUUGCCGGCGUUAACGUGGAUGGCUUCUGGGACAUUUACGAUCAUUCGCAUAAUAACUGGUUAUAUUGGCAAUUUGGUUUUCACAGCCUCCUGGUCUGCAAGCUAGACCUGGAGCCCAAAAUCAGCCAACCUCCGCUUCCUACAAAGCUGCCCUACAAAAACAAUGUUUACUGGAUUCUUCGGCAACAGCUCAAUUGGUAUGAGGCAUGGAAAGAAUGCAAACAGAAAGGAAGUGAUUUAGCCAGCAUUCACAGUAUUUCCGAACAACUCUUUUUGGAAGAUAUUGUAAAGCGUGAUGGAUUUCCAUUGUGGAUUGGUUUAUCUAAUCAUAAUGGAAAUGAUUCUGAUUUUGAGUGGUCUGAUGGAAGCCAGUUUGAAUACCAGCCUUGGGAAUAUCAGCAUUCUCAUACUUUUGGAAAUUGUUUUGCUAUGGACACCAAAGGAAUUUGGAAUCGCAGGAAAUGCACCUCUCAAGGCGAUGGUGCUAUCUGCUACUUUUCUUCAAAUAAAGUGCAAUUAAAGCAAACCGAAACAUCAUCAAAGUGUCCAGACUCUCCUAAUGAAGCAUCACAAUGGCUAUACUACAAAGAUUAUUGCUACGCAUUUGAUAUGGCAUUUUAUAAUUAUUCCACAUAUACUGGAAACACAGCUAGGAAAAUUUGCAAGAAACUUGAUCCUUCUGCAGAUCUUCUGACUAUCAAGGAUGAAGAGGAAAAUACGUUUGUGAACACACACUUGAAAGAAUAUUGUUUUAUUACUGGGAAAGUAUGGCUUGGAAUACAAUUAAAUGAUAAGUCCUUGAACUGGCUUGAUGGCUCUGACGUUAAAUAUACAAAUUGGGCCAAUGAAACUGAAAAGGCUAAUGGUCAGUGCAGUGUUAUCUUUUCAGCCAAUGGAACAUGGUCCAAAGCAGACUGCAACAAUGAACAAAGCAGAGUUGUUUGCAAAAUUCCUCAAGUCUCUCAUCAUUCAAGAGGGGCAAUAGCAUUUGGUGUUAUAUUUGUUAUCGCCCUUCUUGUUGGAUUAGGAUACGUCCUGUAUAGAAAGAUGCAACUACGCUCAAUUGGAUUGGCUUCUGUUCGCUAUGAGAGGGGAAUGUAUGAUGAUGAAACUGACACCAUGUUUUCUAGAAAUGACGAUUAAUAACCGUUUUCUGCUUGGCGUACUGAAACCAAUUUUCAAAUCAGCUCCUGAACAUCUUCCAAAGAUGCUAUUGACUUCCAUUCUUGGGGUUUGUUGACACCUUCCCUUUUUUUUCAAGUUUGUGGGGGGAGGGGAUCUUUAAAAACAUUCAAACUUUGCACUUUUUGUGACCUGAGAUUUGCACGUGACUUGAAGUAUGGUGCAUGGAAUAAUUCUGAUAUCCUGUGCCAUUUACCCAAAUGAAGUAAGAUAGCAGAGGGCCAGAGAAUUACUUGAAAUAUAACUUAUUGAAAAUAAAGUAUGUUGAUAGCUUAUGGUGUUAAAAAUAUUAUAUUUUCAAAGUUAAAGGUUACUUUGAGUCAAGUUAAACUUUUGGCAACAGAAUGAGGAGACCCGGGAUUUCUGAUCCAAGUAUGAGCAGGCCCAAACUUGCUUACCGUUUCUGAAGUCAACCAAGGUUAGUGAGAUAUUGCCAUCUGCUCUGAUCCUUUUUAUUAUCCUUCAGAUCUUUUGGGGCCAUUCUGAUUUUCAAUAAAAGCUCUCAAAGAUUCCUUCCAUCUUUUAAAACAAAUGUAUUAAGAAUUACAGUAUGUUAAACAGAUAAAACUACAGAGAAACAUAUAAGUACAUACAUACAUACAUUAUUAUAUUCCUCUCAAAACAAAAUAGUAAAAAAAGGAAAUUUCUCCUUUCAUACCCAAUAAGCUUAUUCAAAUUGACAAUUUAUUGCUGUCUUUUAAAUUACAACCAGAUAUCUCUUUAUUCCAUACCUCACCCCAUUUUCUAUAAACUUAUUUUUAAAUUUUCAGCUUCCAUUCCCCAACAAAGGUCCAGUAAAAUUAACAAAAAUAACCAAGGACAUAAAUAUAUAAUCCCUCUUUCUAUUUAGGCUAAAUUCCCCUCAUCCCUCUCUUGAGCAUUAUUACAAAGAUAAGAAUAAUAAGAUUGAAAGCUAUUGAACUUUUAUCACAAAUAACAAAUCCUAAUUUAGAUUUCCAAAAAUGGCAAUGUAAAUAUUACAAUAUUUAGUUUGUUUACAAACAAUUAGCAUCACCAAAAAUAGCAACUUGAUAUUUAAUCAUAGACAAAUAAACCAAUUUUGUAUUUUUUUUCCUUUUUCCUCCCAGUCAUCUUUGAAUCCGAUAAAUAAAGUUCUAACUCCUGUUUUCCUGUAGUCUCUUUGCCUCUUCUUUUGAAGUUAUUAUAGUCCAUUUGUAUUUUCCAUGAAGUGAUUUGAGUGACUGUUCUGGAUUUCAAUUUAAAAAGACAGUCCAUAUCAUUUUGAAUGUAUUUUUGUAUGAAAGUUUUUUUUUUAAAUGAUCAUCCAAAUUCAUUUGUAAAUUCAGUAUUUCCAACUCUCUCCGUCCUUCUCUCUCUCCUCCUCAGAGUUGUAAUUUUCAGAUCCACCUUAAACUCCUUUUCAGCUGUCUUUAAAAGAGUUCAUCUUCACUAACAUUUUUUCCAGGAAAGAAUUAAAGCAGCUCAAGCAUUUCAGAGCCUAUAGAUUAAAAAAAAAAAACAACUCAGUUUAAAAUAGCCAUCAUGUACUUGUUUUGCUUUAAAAUGUAAACAAAUCAGAUUUUUCCCCACAUGAGGUCUUUCUACUUAGUUUUGAAAUCUUUCUUUCUUAAAUCAAUUUGAAGCCUUGGCCAUUAAAGCUGUUUCAAAAUAACUCUAAAACCAGUCCUUCCGUGUAUAUUGCAAAAAGUUACCAAAAAUAAAAAUAAAAAAUAGACAACUUACAAAUGCCGAAAAAAAUAUUGUUUCUUUUAAACAGGCUGAAAUGACAUUUAUCCAGCAACUAUAAUCUUUGUUGUUCAGAAGUAUUUUCAAUCUUAAAAGAGGCAGUAAAAACUCCAGUGUGAUUAAAAACAUGAGGUUUGAUCAAGCCUUGAGUCCCUAAGUUUGAGGCUCAAAGGAGGGUAGAAACCAGAACUCCCAGCUGCUUGGAAGCAGCUACAAAAACGAGAGUUUCUACAGAAAUUCAGCUGAUUGAAAUACAUACGGGCAAUCUCUCUCUCUUCUGGAGAGAAUUUGGCCAGUCUGGGUCUCACCGCUAAGUGCCUUUUCAACCCAAAUGCCCCUCCAUCCACACAGAGUAGGGACUCGGUAGGUAUUGGCUUGCCUCGCUGCAUUGGAAACCCCAGGGUUCUUCAUCUUGAUCAAAGUUACAAAUUAGAUUUGGAUUCAUUUACUAUAUUCACUUUUAAAGCUUGACUUUUGUAUUUUCUGUAGCUACAACAAAAGAAUAGCAACAAGUUAUUGCCAGAUUUUAUUUUUCUUAGAUUUUGCUGUAUACACUGGAACAGGUUAACCUCAGUUCAAGGGCUAAAUGGAAGUUUCAGGGCCCUACUGUCCAUUAACUAUCCCAGAUUCACAAAUGGAAGUGUGUUUGUUGCAUAAUGUGUUUUUUGGUGUUUUUUAUUAUUAUUUAAGUUAGGCUUAAUAUUUUUUCAAAAGAGGUACUACUAAGCAUUUUCUAUAUUUGUAUUCAAAAUACAUUGUAAUCUAAGGUCUUAUUCAUGGUCAGAAUGCUUUACUCAUUCUUGAACUGGAAUAUCCAUCAUGGUUUAUUCUUGUCUGAUUCCAUAGCACUGUAUUCAUGAUUUCUGCUAUCCAUGCAUACCAUCAACUUCCUGCUCAUGAUUCUUUGCUGUGCAUGGCUUUUUCUGAUGGUACUUGUAGCAUGGAGCAAUUCAACAAGAGUAAACACCAUAUUUUGUCAGACCUUAAUAAACUUUAGAAAAGUAAUGUUAUAAAAACCUUCUGAUUUCAAUAGAGUUUCCAAAGAGAUCUGGCUGAUUUUUAGUAAGAAGCCAAAGCAUUUUGUGGCAUUGGAAAGACUAGUAAAAUUUGUUAGCCUUUGAGGUGCCAAAAACACAUCCAAUUUUUUAUGAUUUGAUUUGUAGCAUUUCUUAAAAUGUUUUCUUUAAUGAAACGCACCAGAGAGAUAACUAACAUCCACUUCUGAAAACUCAGAGGAAUGCCAUCAGAGAUUGCAAGGGAAAAUAUUGGUUUAUUGCUAAGUUAGCUCUUUUAAAAGAUAGUGAAUAUACAUCUCUGGAAUUAGUGAUAUAUACAUCUCUUUUAAAAAAAACAAAAACAAGUGUGUUUCCUUUUUCAUAUACAAGAGGAAAUGUGCUCCAUGGCAUUUAUUAAACAAAUGCUACAUGUGCAGAUAGAUACCCUUUCCCUUUAUGAAAAUAAGAAUGUUUUGUGUGCCUUGAAUUCUAUAUUCUAUGGUUCCAAUGUAACGGAUGUACAGUUCUAUGCACAACGAUAGGCCCUUGUGGUGGUUUUUUGCCUUGCCUUGUAGCAAAAGAUAAACCAAAGCCUACAACUUAUUUCUUUCCAAUUCCAUUUUUCAAGACAUUUUGUGUGGUCUUUAUAAAUAUGUGCUUAAAUACAUCCUUUUCUCUAGGUGAACACUUGUUUUUAAUUUUUUAAUGUUUAUAGUUUUAAUAUGUUUUUAUGUUAUUUUAUUAUUACUGAUAUUGUUUUAAUUCUUGAUUGAGAUCAGCCCAGAUUUUGUUGUAAGGUGGGUGGCUAUAUGAAUGUUUUAAAAUCUGGACAGAAAACCAACUUUUCUGCAAUUCAUUGCUCUGCUUUCUGUAUGUUCGUUUCUGCACUUGACCUUUAACAAUUUGGAGGGUAUUUUACUCUGAACUUUUCAGGGGCGUUACCACAAUGUGUGUGAGGACCUAAUAAAGAGGUAGUUUGCACUAAUGAAAUGAUGGCUGUUAUAUGUAUGUAUACACACACACACACACACACACACACCACUUGUAAAAGAAAUGCCUGUAUAUGCUGUGUGUCAGGAGUCAAAGGGACAAGAACCCUAACCUAAAACUAGAGAUAGGAGAAGUGCAUUAAGAAAAGAUAAGCUAGGAACCCUUGUUGCCGUGUCUGAUAGAUAAUGCGUUAUCCUGAUGCAAGGGCUUUUCUAGUUUCGACUAGCUUAACUUGGAAUGAGUAGUCUGCCAAAUAUUGCACCUUGAGGACAUAUGAGGAUUGAGGUAACUUUGCAACAAGAGCCAUUUUAAGGAACUACAUUGAAGAAAAUUCUAACCAAAAGUGAUAUAGUUCUUAAAUUAACAGCCUAGGUCAGCCUGCUAAAUAAACUACAGGAUACAGUCAGAUGGAGGAAGACACCCUUAGGCUGUGUAAGGAACCUUGUUCAGAAAACCAAAAUGCCUUUAUCAAAGUUUAUAGCUGAUAACUACUUUUGUACACUGUUCAAUCAACUUGCCAAGGAGGUAGUUGUUAAUGUUAUCUCGGUCCAACCAAGUCAGCCACUAAAGAGCAGGACUGAAAGAGUCCAUAUUACACCCCUGCAAAUCAGGCCACUUACCGUAUGCUAGGAUCAUACUUUCACAAGACUUGGUUACCAUGGUCAAGAGAUAAAAGAGUCUGAGAGUUUAAAAGCAAGUAGUUUUUUUUGUGUGUAUGUGAUGUUCCGUUUAAUAAGUUUGUGCAGCCCUAGUGAGACAAGAUUAUUUUGCACUCACAGGGGUUAUUUUAAUGUGAAUCUGUACAUAGAAUAGGGAUGUCAAUCAUUCAGCAUAGAAAUAAACAUGAAUAAAAUAUUCCACUGUUUCUAUGAAGAAUUUAAACAAUCUAAAACUUACUUUUGUAAAUGGUUUUAAUUCUGCUUGAUUUUUCCCCAAAGAAAAAUAUACUU
This is a messenger RNA of Pseudonaja textilis, 10162 nucleotides long. RefSeq names its product lymphocyte antigen 75 (gene LY75). NCBI's taxonomy places the organism in Eukaryota, Metazoa, Chordata, Lepidosauria, Squamata, Elapidae. The record is from RefSeq and is a predicted model, not a curated record.